CGUUCUCAAAUUUUCUUGAAAGAGAAAAUGAAUCCCUCUCACUCACCCUGCGUUGCCACUACCACUACAUUCCUCAUCCUCUUUACUAUUUGCACACUGCUACACUUAGAGGCCAACGGUGCUAAAUGUAAUGUGGAUGAUGAGGCGGGUCUAUUGGGUUUCAAAUCCGGUAUCAAAUCCGACCCGUCCGGCAUGCUCAAGUCAUGGAUACCGGGUACGGAUUGUUGCAUUUGGGCAGGCGUAAACUGCCUAUUUGACAACAAACGGGUCACAAGCCUGUCUCUAUCCGGGCAACCCGACAAACCCGAAGGCUUCUUGUCGGGUACCAUCUCACCCUCCCUCUCAAAACUCCAAUUCCUUGAUGGUCUCUACUUCCAAGACCUCCGAAACAUAACGGGUCCAUUCCCGGGUUUUCUCUUCAAGCUACCAAAUCUCCAAUUCAUAUACAUAGAAAACAACAAGCUCUCGGGUCGAAUACCCGAAAACAUAGGUAACUUGACCCGAUUGGGGGCGCUGAGUUUAGCAGGGAACCGAUUCACCGGAACAAUACCGAGUUCAAUAUCUAAGUUGACUCAGCUAACUCAGCUCAAACUCGGUGACAAUUUUCUCACUGGGGUAAUACCGGAAGCCAUUAAAAAUCUCAAGAAUCUCACGUUUCUGAGUCUAGAAGGGAAUCAACUCGGAGGUAACAUACCAGAUUUUUUCUCAUCAUUCACAGAUCUCAGGAUUCUGAGACUUUCCCGGAACAAAUUUUCCGGGCAAAUCCCACCCUCAAUCUCCACGCUAUCACCAAAGCUUAGCUACCUCGAGCUUGGUCACAAUUCACUCUCCGGGAAAAUCCCAGAUUUUCUCGGAAAAUUCACGGCACUCGACACACUUGACCUCUCAUCAAACCAGUUGCACGGAACCGUACCAACAAGUUUCAGGAACCUAACAAAGAUCUUCAACCUCGACCUCUCCGAAAACUUCCUCGUCGACCCAUUUCCCGACAUGAACGUGAAAGGCAUCGAAUCGCUCGAUUUGUCCCAUAACAUGUUCCAUUUGAGAGAAAUUCCGAAAUGGGUCACUUCAUCUCCGAUUAUUUUCUCUCUGAAGCUCGCGAACUGUGGGAUAAAGAUGAAGCUUGAUGAUUGGAAGCCUUCGGAGACAUACUUCUACGAUUUCAUUGAUCUUUCAGGGAACGAGAUUUCUGGGAGUGCGAUUGGGCUGGUGAAUAAGACAGAGUACUUGGUGGGGUUUUGGGCUUCGGGGAACAAAUUGAGGUUUGAUUUGGAGGGUUUGAGGAUUGGACAGAGAAUGAAGUAUUUGGAUUUGUCUAAGAAUUCGGUGUUUGGAAAGGUUCCAAAAGGUGUUGUUGGGCUUGAGAAGUUGAAUGUGAGUUAUAAUCAUCUUUGUGGUGAGAUUCCAAAGACCAAGUUCCCAGCUAGUGCAUUUGUUGGAAAUGAUUGCUUGUGUGGUUCUCCUUUGCAACCCUGCAAAUCGUAGUGGCUACUGGCCUUCAUCUUCCUCCUUGUUUUCAUUGCU
Gastrolobium bilobum is the source of this 1524-nucleotide messenger RNA. RefSeq names its product polygalacturonase inhibitor 2-like. NCBI's taxonomy places the organism in Eukaryota, Viridiplantae, Streptophyta, Magnoliopsida, Fabales, Fabaceae. The transcript has a single exon. Bases 28 to 1485 code for a protein of 485 amino acids. The record is from RefSeq and is a predicted model, not a curated record. Gene Ontology annotation, molecular function: protein binding.